GACCUGACCGAGUAUUGAUCUGUGCUCCUCUUACCUGUGAUACUUUGUUAACCCCCGACAAACAAAAAGCUGCGUCUCUUCGUCAGCUGCCGGCGGAUUUUCAAACUUAAAGCCGUGAGUGUCCCGCGGCUGCAGCUUCAGGACCAGCGGCUGUCCAGCGGUGUGCAGAGAUGUGGCAGCGAUAGAUGAGCGGGUCACAGAGGCUGCAGAGGAGAGGACCAUGGCCUGGCGAGUGUGGUCAAAGCUCUGCUGUGGUCAAAAAUGGCUGCUCCUCCUGUGCCCCCUCUUCCUCCUCCUCCUCACAAUCUCAGUAAUGACGAUCACUCUGCCUCUCCCCACACCACCAGUUGACAUUGACCGCCGGUCAUCCCGCGCCCUGAGUUCUGCUGGGGAGUUCAGAUCCAGGCCAAGGGUAGUGGAGCCCCCUCCUGCCACUGCUUUUCAGCAGCCAUCCACUCACAUCCAUAAUGAGGCCUGGAGAAGCAGCAGAGGAAAAGAGACAUCUAAACUGUCAGUGCCCCUUCUACAACAGGGCAAUGACAAAAACAGAAUCAACAGAGAGCACAAGGAGAGUCACACAGACAGAAAUAAACACAAAAACAAAGAGAUGGCAGGCGCCAUGCAGCACCCAGCCGGUCACCAUCAUCUCCCACAGUUUAUAGUCAACAGCACAGGGCCAAAACAUAGAAUUAAGCCCAGAAACCACAAUGCUGUGGUAAAGCACACUGCUCAGACAAACAUUCAUCUUGAAAGGGGCAAAUCCACCACAGCACAUAACCCUGCUCAGGCAGAUAUGAGUGAGAGACGGACUGCAGGCAGACAGGUGGGCAGAUGGGGGGAUAGACACACAGACAGGAAUACAGGCACGCAAAUACAUGGCAGCCAUACAAGUGCAAAGUUAGCGGAACAUCACCACGCCUUGGGUAAACACAGACAAGCAACAAAGCAUGCAGGGAAAUCUGAUGAAAUCAAUAAGGAGCAGCAGGCUGUGAAAAAGCCCUCCAGGGAUCUCAAAAAACACCACAAUCUGCCUGAGGACCCCCCUGAUGUGAGGAAGAAUCAAAGGUCACUGGACCAUAGAAAAGCUUCUUCCAAAGCUGAGGCAGCCGUGAAGACAGACGACAGCAGCUGGUGUCAGAGAUUUACAGAGCGGGACUUCCCAGACAGGGACCACAGGAGGGUCAGGAUUGGUCCACAGCCUCUUCCCUGGCUCAGCCACGACGACAUCCAGAAGAUGGAGCUCCUUGCCGGGGGGGAAGUGGUCAGUAAGGCCAGGGUGCCUGCGCAUGGACAGGUUCUCCAAGUGGCUCUGGAACCGCUUGCACACCAGAAGGAGCCAUUACAGAUGAGAGACUCUCCUCAGCAUAGACACGGGCAGAGACAUCCUGAAAGCCACAGUGAGCGCUGCCAGCAGGGGCGCUGCUCCCUAAUCAAACGCACCGAUGACUGGUUUGAGGUUUUUGCCUUCCACCUGGACAGAGUGCUGGGACUCAACAGAAGUCUCCCUGCAGUGCUGAGGACUUUCCACAGUGACAUUCUACCAUAUCGCUACAUCAGGGGCACCCCCAGGCCGGUACUGUGGUGGGACCCAGAUAUUCAGCACCUCACUGACAGAGACAAUGACCAGAACUCAGUACCACUCAGCUGGGUUCAGUACCAGAAACUGCUGCUGCUGCACUGUGGGAGGGACACUGACCUGAGGUCUGCGCCCUGUGUGGGAGUCCACCACUCAGAGUGGGGAAGACUGGCUCUUUUUGACUUUUUAUUACAGGUGAGGAAGGCAGAUCCCUCCAGACUGGUGUUCAUAGACAACGCCGGCAGACCACAGCAGUCCACCGACAACCUCAACUUCAGACUGGUUGAAGGCAUUGAUGAGUUUCCAGAAAAAGCAGUGUCAGUGCUACAGUCUGGCUGCCUGGAGAGUCUUCUUCUGCGCUCCCUUUACACAGACAGGGAAUUCUGGGACAGCCAAGGUGGGGUUAGCGGCCUCAGGCCUCUCAUCCACAUGGUGCAGCAGAGAGGGAAGAUUCUCCUCCAGCACAUCAGGGACAGAAAGCUCCAGCUAAAGAGAGACCUGUGAGCUGAGCUGACCGGACUGCAGCAGAAACUUAACACAGGCUUCAUGUUGAUGAGCUCAAGCGGAUCAAAAAAGAUCGUUCUGCAGCAAAAGGAGCAAACAUGACUCACAGGAGCACAUUGGACAAGCUGGGAUGUAAAAGAAAUAUUGGGGGUUUCAAAAAUAUUCACGCUGAAAAUCACAUUUAAAACACAGGAGUUGUGAUAUUGUUCCAGCAGGGCCACGAUAAGACACAAUACAAGUGUACUGGUGCAGUGUGUAUCUGUUACGUAUAAGCCAAGGACUGAGUGUAUUCUGUUAUCAGUAGUUCUGAAGAAAAAGGACAUCACCAUUUAUCAUCUCAACUCACUGAGUUUUACUGUUUUCCUCUGGUGCUGUUUUGUUUGCUAACCUUCAUUAUCCCUUGUUAUUUCAGCAGGCUGCUGUCAGACCUCUGUGCAUCUAUCAGAGAACAGUGACAUCUGUUGCUUGACUUGACAAUAAUUCAAUUGGCCUUUGCAACAGUUUCUUAGUAAACAGAAAAAAAAUACAUCAAAUAUAAAACGAUUUAAGUGCACAGCUUCAAACUCUAGAGGGGGCCGGUGAGAGCAGCAAAAGCAGAGUUUUUCCACUUUUAAGUAAACCACCAAGUCUGCAGUCAAUAGCCUAGAUAAAAGGAUUGCUGCUCUUUUAUUGUCUUUAAGGUUCAGUGUGUAGAAUUGAGUGAUUUCUAGAGAUGAAGUUUCAUGUUG
Messenger RNA from Paralichthys olivaceus (Japanese flounder), 2808 nucleotides. The record is from RefSeq and is a predicted model, not a curated record. Lineage: Eukaryota; Metazoa; Chordata; Actinopteri; Pleuronectiformes; Paralichthyidae.